Clonostachys rhizophaga is the source of this 756-nucleotide messenger RNA. The record is from the annotation of a GenBank genome assembly. NCBI's taxonomy places the organism in Eukaryota, Fungi, Ascomycota, Sordariomycetes, Hypocreales, Bionectriaceae.
AUGGAGCAAAUCGGCUUCAUUAUCAUCGCCUUCUUCUGUCUCUUCGUCGUUGCGUGUCCUCUCAUCACCGCCAUUGCAGCCCGCCGAAGAAGGCCCCAGGCGGCUGUAGCUGAGCCAAGAGCCAAGAGCCUGAUCCGCGCGCGGAGAAAACUGAGCACGGUCACAGCCUGUUCGUUUUCGGUUGCUUCUGCUGCAGGCAGCAUCCAACGCAACGGCUCACAUGACGGCGAGAUGAAUGACGCCAGGCCAGGGCUUGUGGUAAGAAACAAGAGCUUGGCUGACCAACAUUGGCACAUUAGCCCCAUCUGUAUUGGACCUUUGGUGCCUGAGUCGCCUUCCCGUUUUACGCAGACUCGCCUCCUUGGAGAUGAGACUAUUGCGCACCAAGACGUGCCAAGUCGCCGGCAAUCAACCAACUUGACCGCUGAAGGCCGUCCGUCGGCCACAGAUGAGAUAUCCGAGAAUAAUUCUCAUUCGGGUUUCCCUUUUGGUUCUCAUUGGUUUUCUCAACUCCGGAGGAAGGGGUCCGCCGGCACAGAGGAAGAUUGUGAAGCCCUGACUGAGGUUGAUGAUGUGCUCACCAUCAACAGUUGUGGUCAUUCCUUCCACUCCAAAUGUCUUAUCUCUUGGUUCCUCAUGGAUAGAAAUGACUGCCCGAUUUGCAGACAGUUAUUCUACUCGCCGCCUUCAAUACCGUCCAGGGUUUUACUUCGAGUCUCCCCGCCGCGUCCUCAAUCAACAGGCAUGUGGGUCUAG